AUGGAUAAAGAUCUUCGUUGUAUAAUUUUUCUUGGAUUUGCUUUUUUAUUGGUUCUUUCAGCAUUUAACAGUCAAGGAUUUGUUGAGGUUUUUUUUUCUUUUCUUUUCUUCGUUAUUAGUUUCUUGGCCAUCAUAUACUUCACAUUUACUUUCUCAAAUCUGCUAGCACCAGCUGUUAUCAAUAUUUUAACCCCAAAAUGGACUAUGGUUGUUGGUUCAAUGUUUUACUGCUUUUUUAUGCUUGGUUUCCUCUAUCUCGAAGCUGUUGUGCUAUAUUUACUAUCAGGAUUGGUAGGAUUUGGUGCUGCUCUGUUAUGGACCGGUCAAGGGGCAUAUUUAACAGCAUGUUCUCGUAUUGAUACAGUUGGUCGUAAUAGUGGUAUUUUAUGGGCAAUGACACAAGCCAAUUUCGUUUUCGGUGGAUUUAUUUUUACUAUUUUUAUUAUUUUCAGUUCCAUCAUAAAUUCUGCUCGAAUAUUAUAUGGCUCUUUUGCGAUAAUUUGUGGACUGGGAACACUUGUUUUCGCAUUUCUUCCGUCUCCUUCGCGAUCUAUUUGUAACAGUGAAAAUAAUGAGGAUUUCAAUAUUGUCGAUGGUCAUGUAAAUUAUGGAGCUCACUCCGUUCGUGACAAUACAUUGCGUUUGUUGUCAACUCGCCGUAUGAUACUAUUAUCAGUAGUAUUUAUGUACUCAGGAAUAGAAUUAACAUUUUAUUCUGGUGUGUACUCGGCCUGUCUUGCUGGUUUUCAAGCGUUAAAAGAUACAAAUGGAUUGAUUAUUGCAUAUAAUGCUUUAGCGCUUGGUGUUGGGCAAAUUCUUGGUGGACUUGCAUUUGGAUUAUACGCAAAUCGUUCUUUCGCAAAAGGCCGUAAUUUUGUCAUUGUGAUUGGGACAAUUACUCAUUUGGUCGCAUUCUUCCUCGUUUUUUUGAAUAUACCUGUGGAGGCUCCUCUUCAUAAAACUGAUUCAGUUGGUUAUAUUUCUCCAAGCUAUUAUAUUGCAAUAAUUUGUGGUUUUUUGUUGGGAUUCGCUGAUAGUUGCUGGAAUACACAAAUUUAUUCACUGUUGAGUUCAGUGUAUAGCAUUAAUAGCUCGAAUGCAUUUGCUAUUUUCAAAUUUUUUCAGUCCAUGGCAGCAUGCAUAAGUUUUUUUUAUGGAUCAGUUCUUAUGCUACAUUGGCAAUUAAUAAUUCUGGCUAGCACUGUUACUAUUGCUGCACUUUGUUUUAUACCUGUUGAACUAGAAGCUCGUGCGAUGUUCGCUCCUCCAGUCUUUACUUAA
Molecule: messenger RNA, 1281 nt
Organism: Dracunculus medinensis (Guinea worm)
Lineage: Eukaryota; Metazoa; Nematoda; Chromadorea; Rhabditida; Dracunculidae
Source: the annotation of a GenBank genome assembly